This is a messenger RNA of Marmota flaviventris (yellow-bellied marmot), 2118 nucleotides long. It is a transcript of the gene Mtfr2, whose product is annotated as mitochondrial fission regulator 2. Gene Ontology annotation, biological process: aerobic respiration; mitochondrial fission. The record is from RefSeq and is a predicted model, not a curated record. Gene Ontology annotation, cellular component: mitochondrion. NCBI's taxonomy places the organism in Eukaryota, Metazoa, Chordata, Mammalia, Rodentia, Sciuridae.
UCCUGGGUGCUAGAGGUCUGGGUGCGCCUCCUGCGGAGUUUGUCCCGGCUGAUCGCGGAGGUCCGGGACCGACCCCGGUCGGCUCAGGCCCUUUGCUCGUAGCCUUUUUCUGCCUGGCGUCUGCAACUGGUGGUGCGCGGGCCACGCGGGAUCCGGGUCUGGGCGCUUCUGGACCAGGGCCGGCGCGUUCUGGAAUUCCUUGCUUGAAGAUUCGGAAACCAUCUUCCUUAACGCCCUCCGCUUGGUAUUUUCCUCGUCGGAAGCUCAGUUUCUGAGGAAGGUACCAGGAAACUGAUAAUGUUUCCUUGAAUUUUCUUCAAUGUCUCUCAUACUGAAUAUCUUAAGAGAGAUGCUGGCAUAUUUUGGUGUUCCCAUAGACCAGGUUUUGCUGACUUGGGAAAAUAAAGACUAUGGAUCAACUCGGAGUAUUGUUCGUAUUAUUGGGAAAAUGCUUCCUUUAGAACCUUGUAGAAGACCUGCUUUUGAGUUGAUCCCGCACUUGAACUCUGUAGAAUCUGAUAAUUGUGGAUCUAUGGUUCCAUCUUUUGCUGAUGUUUUAUGUGUGGCAAAUGAUGAAGAAGCCAGUUAUCUCAGAUUUCGAAAUAGUACAUGGAAAAAUGAAGAAAAGGAAAAAAAUGAAUUUUCCCAUCCUUUACAACCAAUUUUGCAUCCACUGUUAUCAGCUCAAAGACAGAACAAACCAGUGAAAAAUGAUCUGCCUGUAAAUGAAGCUGCAAUUAAAAAAAUAGCUGCCCUUGAAGAUGAGCUUACUUUUCUUCGCUCUCAGAUUGCAGCAAUUGUGGAAAUGCAGGAACUAAGAAAUAGAAAAAAAUCUGGCUCCUUUGACUUGAAUGAUGAGCCCCCUGGUGUGGGAAGAAUGCCAUCACGGGCAACCGCUGAACUGAGUGUAGAACCAGAUCAGUUUCCAAGUGCAAUGCUUUCUCCUCCUUCACCACCACCGCUUCCUCCUCAUUUUUCUUCUCCUCAGCUUUCAAGUUUUCCUCCCAUACAACCAGGAUCUACUAAUAUUUGUGACUCAGAUAAUCCAAUAGCUGAAAUGAAAAAGCAGCACCCCGGUGCUAAGACCAAUUAUAGUCAUCAUUCAAAAAGCCAGAGAAAUAAAGAAGUUCCAAACAUGUUGGAUGUUCUAAAGGAUAUGAAUAAGGUCAAGCUCCGUGCUAUUGAACGGUCACCUGGUGGUAGACCCAUUCAUAAGAGGAAAAGACGAAGUUCACAUUGGGAUCCCGUGUCCUUAAUAUCACAUGCACUUAAGCAGAAAUUUGCAUCCCAAGAAGAUGACUCCUUUGACAAAGAAAAUAGAUCUUGUGAUUCUUCUCCAUGUAAUAGAUCUUGGGAGUCUUCUCCAUUUUCUAGUCCAGAAGCUUCAAGGUUUGGACAUCACAAUUCACAGACAGAAGGACAGUGAUCUGAGGGAAGAGCUGAUAAUGCACAAAAGCUGUUGGACAAAGUAUUGGGCACAAAAAGUCUUUCUUCACUUGGAAGGAAAGAUGCAGAAAUAUGGCAGCAUGUCUUUCGCUGCCUUUCACAGGAUCAGCUCCUCUGCCCAGGAUUGUUGAAUGAAGCCUGUAUCCUGGGACAUGUUAGGGCCCUGGUCUGAGGAAGAAUACCUGUCUCCAGUUUUGGAAGAUUCUGCAGUUAACUGACUACUGAAGAGAGUUAGGUGUAUGGAUUUUUUCCCAUGUAUGUCAACAUUAUUGAAAGCUGACUAUACGUUCCAACAAUUGUCCUCAGCAAUUCUGACUUCCCAGUUUAAAAGCCUUUGAAUCUUUUAAAAAUCGGUAGUGAUCUGGCUUACAUGGCCUCCAGUAACUUGGAGAUUUUCAAAGAAGAUAAAAUUAUAAUUUAUUAAGAAACUCUUAGUUUUAAUCAUAGGGUUAAGCUUUUUGAAACUUCUUCCUGAGAUAAUAAAUUAGUCUUGGACACAGAUUUUGUUUAAGUGAUACAAGUACAAGUAUUUAAAGAAUCUUCUUGACAUGUUUUGCCUGCACUUGUGAUGUAAACAUGUAUGCCUGACAUCUGUUUCUUUCAUUCUGUAUUACAUUUAUACAUUGUUCUUUUGCAAAUAGAUUGUACAAUAAAUGUGUCUUUUGAACAUGA